Molecule: messenger RNA, 1083 nt
Organism: Rangifer tarandus platyrhynchus (Svalbard reindeer)
Lineage: Eukaryota; Metazoa; Chordata; Mammalia; Artiodactyla; Cervidae
Source: the annotation of a GenBank genome assembly
AUGGCGCUGCACUCAAUGCGGAAAGCGCGUGAGUGCUGGAACUUCAUCCGGGCACUUCAUCAAGGACCCGACGCUACUCCUGUUCCCCAGAAAGAUGCUGUGAAGCGAAUAUUCUCGGGCAUUCAGCCUACAGGAAUCCCCCACCUUGGCAACUAUCUGGGAGCCAUUGAGAGCUGGGUGAGGUUACAGGAUGAGCAUGACUCCGUGAUGUAUAGUAUUGUUGACCUACAUUCCAUCACUGUCCCCCAGGACCCAGCCAUCCUCCGGCAGAGCAUCUUGGACAUGACUGCUGCUCUUCUUGCUUGUGGCAUAAACCCAGAGAAGAGCAUCCUCUUCCAGCAAUCUCAGGUGUCUGAGCACACACAAUUAAGUUGGAUCCUUACCUGCAUGGUCAGAUUACCUCGAUUACAACAUUUACACCAAUGGAAGGCAAAGACUGCCAAGGAGAAGCAGAAUGGAACCGUGGGGCUGCUCACAUACCCGGUGCUCCAGGCAGCUGACAUUCUGCUGUACAAGUCCACACACGUUCCUGUUGGGGAGGAUCAAGUCCAGCACAUGGAGCUAGUUCAGGAUCUAGCACAGAGUUUUAACAAGAAGUAUGGGGAGUUCUUCCCAGUACCCAAGUCCAUUCUGACAUCAAUGAAGAAGGUAAAGUCCCUGCGUGAUCCCUCUGCCAAAAUGUCAAAAUCAGACCCCGAUAAACUGGCCACUGUCAGAAUAACUGACAGCCCGGAGGAGAUAGUGCAGAAGUUCCGCAAGGCUAUGACGGACUUCACGUCGGAGGUCACUUACGAGCCCGCCAGCCGAGGGGGCGUGUCCAACCUGGUGGCCAUUCACGCAGCGGUGACCGGGCUUCCCGUGGAGGAGGUGGUCCGCCGCAGUGCUGGGAUGGACACUGCUCGUUACAAGCUGGUGGUGGCAGAUGCUGUGAUUGAGAAAUUUGCUCCAAUUAAGAGUGAGAUUGAAAAACUGAAGAUGAACAAGGACCACUUAGAGAAAGUUUUGCAAGUUGGGUCAGCAAAAGCCAAAGAAUUAGCAUAUCCCGUGUGCCAGGAGGUGAUGAAAUUGGUGGGCUUUCUAUAA